AUGGCGUUUCGAAAUGAGCGAAGUCCUCGUAGAGAAGUUGAUUUAAACCUAUUUAGUCAUUGUGUAAAAGAUAUCUGCCAUGUUUUUCAAGUUGAGAGUCUAAAGAGCGGUCAGUGUGAUGCUUUAUAUAAUUUUAUGCAAAAUACUGACGUGUUUGUGAACAUGCCAACUGGUUCUGGAAAGUCCCUAGUAUUUCAUCUUGCCCUGUUAGCUGAAAUGUGGAUGUAUUCACAUGCUCCCAACGCAAAUAUAUGGACAAAAGAGCCAAUUAUUAUUAUUAUUAGUCCUCUUAUUACCCUUAUGAAGGAUCAAGUCAAGCGUUUGAAUGAGGUAAAAUAUAUACAAUACGUUUUUAAUAUAUUUAUCUCGAAUAUUAAUAGUCUUUUAUUCAUAUUCCGGUCAAUGAUCAAUCACUGUGUUAUUUUAAUGUCUAUUUUAAUAUCUUCACCUAUUUCUUAAACACAUUCAAGGAAAACACAACUUCAAUGUAAAAGAACAGGAGGCGGAUACUCCACUACAUUUUACACAAAAUGAGUUUAUACCUGUAUUAAUUUAUUAAUGUAGAACAGAUAUAAAUGGGCCAGAUUGUGGAUGUACUCAGACCUUCCAACUUGGUAACUUGAAAAUGAGUGAGAAACCGAGGUGUCGGAGUGGCUCUAGCAAUUGGGGCCCAAAUUGGGCCAUUCCAUUUAAUAUAGGCACCCCCCCCCUAUUGAGGGUCCCUUCAUAAUCCCCUUAGGAUAUAAAAAUUUUUAGAACACCCUUGGAUGUGAUUUUUGGAACUUACCCCCAUGGAUAUCUUUAUACCCCCUUCUGGAUAUCGUUUUUACCCCCUUGGAUAUCAUUAAAACACCUAAUUUUUGCUAUUUUUUUAACAUUUCUUAAGCUACUACCCUCUAGGAAAUUUUAAGAUAAAAAACCCCCUCCCCCCAUAGGAUUUCCAGAUCCCUCAAUAGGGGGGGGGUGCAGAUAUGAAAUGGAAUGGCCCAAUGAGCACCAUGCACCAAAGGUGUGAGACUUUCUAUGGGGGUCGGUUGAUUCACUGAAAUGCCAUAUUUUAUACACUUUAAAAGGAUAAGAUUUACAUAAUUCUAAAUUAACACACAAAAAUGUCAUGAAAAAUCUCAAAAGACAACACUAUUCAGACAUAUUUUAAAAAUUAUCUAUAUUGGAGUUUAUUUAGUAUAUCCUCCUUUUGUCGGUGCACAACAACUGUUCAAGAAAUUAUUCAUGUUUUACCUAUUGAUUUAUCUGAAUUUAUGUACCAAAAAACGGUGGGAUUUCUUAUAACAUAGGAGGUUGUCUACUAGGUUAUCAUACAACAAUGCGUGAUAAAAUAGUAUCUAUGCAUGUGAGCGUAAGAAAGAUGUUAAAUGUGUGAGCUAAACGUGUGAAAGUUGGUAUGUCUGUACUUUUUUAAAACAUAUGAUCAUUAUAAUGUUUUUUUUUCUUGUUAGAUUGGUCUUAAAGCUGCAUGUGUAGGUUGCGAAGAAACAGAGAGAGGUAUGUUCAUGUUACCAGAGUCGUGUCUCUCAAAUCAACGGUGGCGAUUCGUGUUGGAAAGAAAAAUAUACCAGGAUAGACUGAUUGGUAUUGUGGUAUAUGAAGCUCACUAUGUAGUUGAAUGGGGUACAUCAUCAAAUAACAAGAGAAAAACAGCGUUUCGUGUGUGGUAUUCGAAACUAAAUGAGUUGAAAUCAUUGAUAGGAUGUGAUAUACCAUUUUUGGCUUUAACAGCUACAGCAACAAAGAAGACUAAACAGAAAAUAUUUGACAUUUUGGAAAUUAGCAAUCCUUAUGAAAUUUCUGAAGAUCCCAAUCGCCCAAACAUUUUGUAUACUGUGGAGAAAAUGGAUGGUACUAUAUAACAGAUCAAUUUUUAUUCUUAGUAAAUGAGCUUAAAGAACAUGGUAGAUGCACAAUUCGAACAAUUAUAUAUUGUCAAACUAUUAAACAGUGUUCAGUUAUAUUCAAUGUCUUAAACGUUCAACUAGGUCCUAAGAUAUUUUGUGAUGGCAGCACUGAACCACAAAUGCGGUUAUGUGAAAUGAUGUAUUCAUGUAGUCCAGAGAGUGUAAAGAAUCAUGUUUUAAAUCAGUUUUCUGUUGCACACAGCCACUUAAGAGUGCUGAUUGCUACAACUGCAUAUGGAAUGGUAGUAAACUCAAAGAAUGUCACAAGAGUCAUUCAUUUUGGCCCUUCAAAGUCAGUAGAUGCAAGAAAGUGGUACGUGUGGAAGAAAUGA
Molecule: messenger RNA, 2245 nt
Organism: Paramuricea clavata
Lineage: Eukaryota; Metazoa; Cnidaria; Anthozoa; Malacalcyonacea; Plexauridae
Source: the annotation of a GenBank genome assembly